GUGGGGUUUAGAGGAAGCGGAAGUGUCAGAGCGGGCGGAAGUGGUACUGCCCUGAAUACCGUGAGCAGCGAGCGGAGGACGGCUUGACAAACUCCCAUCGUUCAGAGAAUAAAAUCGGGAUCCUAGCACGCUCUAAAUCCUAAAAAUGGAUAAGAACGAUCUGGUGCAGAAAGCCAAGCUGGCAGAGCAGGCCGAGCGCUACGACGACAUGGCCGGCGCCAUGAAGAGUGUGACGGAGCAGGGCGGGGAACUGAGCAACGAGGAGCGCAACCUGCUCUCUGUCGCCUACAAGAACGUGGUGGGGGCUCGCCGUUCAUCCUGGCGCGUCAUCUCCAGCAUCGAGCAGAAGACGGAGGGCAACGAGAAGAAACAGCAGAUGGCCCGCGACUACCGCGUGAAGAUCGAGAGUGAACUCCAAGAAAUCUGCAAUGACGUGCUGAGCCUGCUCGAUAAAUUCCUCAUUUGCAAUGCAUCUCAGGCGGAGAGCAAGGUGUUCUACCUCAAAAUGAAAGGAGACUACUUCAGAUACCUGUCAGAGGUCGCCAGUGGGGACUCGAAGAAGGAAACAGUGGAAAACUCUCAGCAGGCCUACCAGCAAGCCUUCGAUAUCAGCAAGAAGGACAUGCAGCCCACACACCCCAUCCGGCUGGGCCUGGCUCUUAACUUCUCCGUCUUCUAUUACGAAAUCCUCAACUCACCCGAGCAGGCCUGCUCUCUGGCCAAGCAGGCUUUUGAUGAGGCCAUCGCCGAGCUCGACACUUUGAACGAGGACUCGUACAAAGACAGCACGCUGAUCAUGCAGCUACUAAGGGACAACCUGACUCUUUGGACAUCAGAAAACCAGGGAGACGAGGGCGAGACCGGUGACGGGGAGAACUAGAGCGCACUUCACUGUUAACCCAUCCCCACUCUCUUCCUCCUCCUUUUAUCUCUCUUCCUCUUUCUUCUCUUCUUCCUCUCUUCGUACACAUAAAACAGCCCGCUCAUUCCCUCGUCCCACUUUUCAAGCCCGGCCUCCCGACUUCCCUUCUGUAUAACCAACAGCAUGAAUAGUACCUGACCUUCACCAACAGAGAUGUACAUGAAAUAAAAAAUGAAAAACCGGAGGAGGGAGAAAAGAAAAACUACUCCAUCACCCCCGUCAGCCCUCCUCCAUCCCUCCUCCUACCCUCCUCGUCAUCAUGGCACUCCACAGCCGGCCGGGCGGACUCAAACCGCCGGCCAGUCUUCUAGCACGCAGGGAGGGUUUUAUCCCAAACCAGGAAAUAAAUGAGCAUCUUUUAGAGCCCACUUUUACCUUCCUCAUUUAAUCUUCCUCCUCCAUUCCUUCCUAACAUCUCAGUACGUUCUCUCACCCUCCUCCCCUCUUCUUCCUCGUCUUUAGCGAGUUAAUGCAUUUAUCUAGUUGUCCAUCCCUUCUGUUUUGGCUUUUCUUAGUGUACUGGCAUAAAUGGCUGGUUUUAUUCCAUUUUAAACAAGACAAAAAAGUUAUUAAACUGUCCGUUUAUUUUCAACAAACACUGUGAUGCUUAGUUUUUCCUCCACAUCGACCAUAUUUGAGCUUGGAGAGGGUGUGUUUGAGCAGCAGUGCCAUUCUGCUGAGGUUUAUACAGAAGGGGGCUCCUACAAGGCUGUAUUGUGACACUGACAAAUUAAAAUCAAACUUUUAACCUGCAAAAACGUUUAUUUUACUUUCCAACGUGGAGUUUUUAUUGGCUCCAUUUCGCAUUUUUCCACAAACCAAUCUGGAAUAUAAAAAAAAUCAAACAUUCCAUGGAAACCUGUGGGAACAUUUUCACAUCAAACGGGACCUGCCCGCUUCCUCGGACCAUCCCAAUCAGCACCACUGUCCCUAAAUUGACCCCCAUGACAUGUCCGAUCCCCUUUGCGAUCGCUUUUCUCUUUUUUUCUUUGUGUGUGUGUGUGUAACAAAGUCUUUAUUCCCCCCACCCUGGUUUUUGAAAACUGUAAAAUUGUAAAACAUUUUUAGAGCUUAACUGUAAAUCUGUCUUUUGGAGAAAAAACUAAACGGUUUGUCGAUGUUGUUCGUUAACACCCGCUUGCAAAGAAAACCUUGAAGCCGUUACAGUCAGCUGCUGAUUUUAUGUUUUGGCGUUAUUGACCACAUCAUUGAUUUGGAUUUUUUUUUUUCCUCUCCCCUUACAACUCUUUGUACUGACGAGUUUCGAGCAGACAGAAAUGCAUGCAAUCAUAUCUAUCCCCGUGUUGAUCUACUGCAAGCAUCGAGUGGGUCUUCUCUGCAGACAAAGACUCUUAAACUCCCUGCUUCCUCGUCUAAAAUGAAAAACAGCCAAAGACGAUUUUCAGAAAACUAAAUUGAAGUGCAACUAACCUGAUUUUGAGCCUGUUUCUUGUGAUUUUAAAGAUCUUGAAAAAGGAAAUUACUCUAACAAUGGUUCAGUAAAGUUUCAUGUGUAUACAUCCUUAAAGAUUUUCUCUUAAAAAUUAUCCAAAUGUAAGCUCAAACGUAUGACUCUCUAGGCUUGAUUCUGCUUCCUGCAGUUUAAAGACGUAGAAAAAAGGUGGUAGAUGACGCUUGACUCGACACGGUUUGGAAAAAUUGUAUCCUGGGUUCCUUCUUCCUGAAGAUUAUCAAAUUUAUGUGCUUUACUCUGCUUCUUGUGGUUUAAAGAUCUGGAUAAGGAAACAAGUUUGGGGAAGUUUGCAACCUCUUAUUCCUCCGUCCUUAUUAAAAACAGCAGCAGGCGUUAAAGACGCAGCUGAGAAAUAAAUAAUCCAGUCGCUUGUAAAUGAUGCUUGACUGGACACAGUUUGGAAAAUUUGCAUCCUUGAUUCUUUAUUUGCAAAGAAAUACAGCAUCAUUUUUACUGAAAAUUGAAAUCUCAUUCGAGCGUCUGUAAACAAAUUUUUAGGCUUUAAUUUGCUUUUUGAGGUUUAAAGAGGUGCAUAAAAAAUUGGUUUGGUGAUAAUUUUCCUUUUCCUAUUGGAAAAAAACAAAGACCAGGGGUCAAAAUGACUCUUAUCCUCUUUAGGGAAAAAAAUCCAGUCACUUGUAAAUGUACAAUUCCAAUUAGGCAUCAUAUCCACCACUCCCUGGAUUUUUAGGCCUUAAUCUGCCUCUCACAGUUAAAAGACCUGGAAAAAGUUGGUAGAUGAUGCUGGGCUCGACAAGGUUUGGUUAAAUUUGCAUCUCCUUGUUCGGUUUUUGCCCCUUUCUCUGUCCCCCUGCCUGCCUACUUGUUUGACAAGUUCUAACUGCUGAAUUGUGCAACGGUCCAACAAAAAAAAGCACGCCUUCUUUUAUCACAGAGUAAAUCUGCAGCAUGCACCGUGUGAGGAAAUGUAAACUGUGUAUGGAUGGUUGAAUUUACAGCUUCCUUGAUGUUGAAAUAUUGCAGAUACAGCAGCAAUGGGAGGUCUUUUUUCCUGGGACUGGAUUGUUUUAUGAAAUUAAAGUCAUGUGAAAAGAUACAUCUAACUAAUCCAAUCUAUAAAAGGUCUUUUAUCGAGCUUUUAACUGUUCAUAGUGGUGCAAAACUAAGGGAAAGAGGCAAGUAAGUUAACUUUGGGUUUUUAUAGUUGGCCCAAAUUUUGGUUCUUGGUGUAAAAAUGUGAGUUUUUUAAUACAUUUUCAGAAGAAGAUCCUCAAAGUAAAACAUGCUAAAAGAUGAUUUAGAUGAUUUGGUGACCAAAGCUGUUAUAACUGCAUCGGACCAACAGAAGUCUGUACUCUAGCUGGCUGCUUUUGGAGUUUAAAAACAAGGAAGCAUGGGUUUUAAGUGUUUUAAAUGCAAAGGCAUGUGCGUUAAAGGAGCCUAAUCUCCCAGCAGCCAAUCAUCUGUCUGGAAGAACGGACCUUUGAAUGGGUUCACGGCGAGUUUAAUAAAAGACGCACACUUUGAGUUGACCCUCAGGACCAUUUAGAAAAGACUCAACACUCGACCAGUGGUAAGGAGAGCACUUCCAGCUUGUUUGGGAUCAGAUAUUCAAAGAAGUUUCAACAGCAACAAUCGGGCUGUUUCUCUUGUUCUAAUGACGACGCUCUGUCGAAAUCAAGAUACGUCUUUGUAGUCCCAGAGUGGCUGAGACUUUAGCCCCAUGCUUCAGAAGUAUUAGCCGAGCAGACGAGACCUUCUGUUUGUUAAAAAGUAGACCUAGUCGAUAAAUCUUCUCCCUCUUUCCUCCUCUCAGUGUCACAAUAACCUUGUCAUGAACCAUCUCGACAUUCCACUCUGUAGGUGUAGAAAAGUCACGUGUCUCAAUGUUUAUUUUCUUUUGCUGGGGACAAAUGUUUUCAUGCACUGAAGCUAAAAAGGUUUGAAAAAAAAAUCCUCCCUGCCGCUCUUUUUCUUGUUAGCUGAUCAAAAAAAAAAAGGAAAAAAACAAGGCAGUUCUUCUUCGCUUUCUAAGGAAAAAAUGAUCCCAUGCAGUAGUGAAUGUGGCACCGAGCCUGUCUGUAUAUCUGGUAUCUCAAAUCAUUUUGUUUUUACUGACCAGUAUUCUGCUUAAAAAUAAAAAGACAAAAAAAUAACCCAAAAACCAACAAAAAAACAAGUUUGCUUCUGUGACGGUUUUAUUGCUUAGCGCGCACGUGGUUGUGAAAAUUUAGACUUAGCUUAAGGACACCGAUAAAAACAAAAAAAUGACAAAAAAAAAAAAAAACACCCCUUUGACACCCCCCCACCCUCCCCCCCGCCCCACCCUGGUUAUUGACGUAAUACUAGAUUUGUGUAUGUCUUUUAAAAAAAAAUCCAACUCUAGUUUCACCCUACAUGUUAUAAACAGGACAAAAUGUAAAAGACAAUUUAAAGUGAAAUAAAGGUUUUAUCAGUUCCGAA
Cheilinus undulatus (humphead wrasse) is the source of this 4820-nucleotide messenger RNA. RefSeq names its product tyrosine 3-monooxygenase/tryptophan 5-monooxygenase activation protein, beta polypeptide a (gene ywhaba). NCBI's taxonomy places the organism in Eukaryota, Metazoa, Chordata, Actinopteri, Labriformes, Labridae. Gene Ontology annotation, cellular component: cytoplasm. The record is from RefSeq and is a predicted model, not a curated record. The transcript is spliced from 7 exons. Gene Ontology annotation, biological process: signal transduction. The coding region runs from base 146 to 880 and encodes 244 amino acids.